Hippoglossus stenolepis (Pacific halibut) is the source of this 1313-nucleotide messenger RNA. Its product is annotated as CD209 antigen-like protein C. The record is from RefSeq and is a predicted model, not a curated record. NCBI's taxonomy places the organism in Eukaryota, Metazoa, Chordata, Actinopteri, Pleuronectiformes, Pleuronectidae. Bases 229 to 1032 code for a protein of 267 amino acids. The transcript is spliced from 8 exons.
CACUCACGUCUGAGACGUCUCUGUUAGAAAACAACAAAUAUCCGUUUUGAACAAAACUUGAGGAAGUGAAAUAUCCUAAUGAUCUGGUCUGGAGGAACUACACGUCUUCUUAGAGCCUUCAGCACAUUUGAGUCUGACAGGAAAGAUUAGAACAGUUUUCGAGCAGGUGUCUGACAAAACUAAAUUUAUUUCCAAAUUUAUAUUCACUGAUGGUCCCACAGCAGGAAAAUGGCUGAAGCUGAAGUGCUUUACUCUGAUAUUAAGUUCACAAGAGCGAGGGGAAACACAGAUGUGGCCACACCCUCUACAGAUGAAACCACUUAUUCCGAAGUCAAGAUCUCAAAAACUCAGCGACCUGCAGAGCUGCCUGGCUCCAAACAACCUGCAGCAUCAAACAGGCGAUCAGGGGUCACAUCGGAGCGAGUGGCCCUGCUGGUCCUCAGUGUUCUCCUGGCAGCUGCCGUCACAGCUCUUGGUGUAACCCUUUAUAAAAACACUCAAACCAUAAAGAGUCUCCAAAAGCUUCAAGAGGAAUGUGAGGCAAAACAUCUCCCAGACGAUUCUGAUGAACGACUGAUGAAAGUUACAUUUUGUUUAACAGAAAUACUCAGUAAGACAGAACCGUGCAAAGUGGAGCAGACAAGUAAACCUCCUCCAGUAAGAGAUGAAGCAUGUCCGAGGUGCGAGGACGGCUGGGAGCCACAUGGAGGAAAGUGCUACUUCUUCUCCUUGUUUACUUUAACCUGGAAUCAGAGUAGAACACAAUGCAGAUCAAUGAGAGGAGACCUGGUUGUGAUAAACAACAGAGAGGAGCAGGAAUUCCUGGAGUGUAGACUGAGAGGAAAAAUGGAAACUGCUGAGGACAAGUUCUGGAUCGGACUGACAGACUCAAAGAACGAGGGUGAAUGGCUUUGGGUGGACGACACACGACUGGAUCCAAGUUUUACGUUUUGGUAUCACUACGAGCCAGACAACUGGACAGAGGAGAAUCCUGAUGGAGAGGACUGUGUGAGGAUGGGGUGGAAUACCUGAAGUCCUGGAGCGAUAAAUCCUGCGAAUCGCCUCAUAAAAGUAUUUGUGAGAAACCAGAAAAAGCAUGUCCCUGAAAUCCAGUUGGAUCAGAUUGAGCUCGAGUCCUCAGCCACUUUCACAAACUGAGGCAUGAUGCUUUAUUAAUGAAGAUCUUCUCCAGACAUAAACAACUUUGAAUAAUAUCUAGAGUCUCAUAUGUUCUUCAGUUUCCUUGUUAUUUUAAAGUGACGUCUACUCCUCCCUCAUAUAAAAUCUAUGAAUAUUAAAUAUUAUAUAUAAUA